AUGGAACAAUAUACCAGUUUUUGCAUAACUGGAUGUAAAAUUCCCCUCACAAAGUGGAAUAGCCUUCCAGAAUUAAACAUAACCUGUAAAGACACCACCCCUAAACCCGAAUCGAUUGAAAACAACGAAAAAAUCACCAACUUAAUCAAACCGGAAGACGACGACGAAGAAGAAGAAGGAUUACAAGAAGUAGCCGGAAAAUUAGAAAUCCGAGUCGUUUCAAAAGAAACAAAACAAAGACCUCAAACUUUAACACCGGAAAAACCUCCAAUUUGCGGCCCGGUAAUUCCCCCAAAACUCGAACGCACCCGAAGCAUCCUAAAACAAGCGAGCAAAGAGAGCCACGAGGUGCCUCAAUCCCCCAAACGCGAAAAUAUAUGUUUCGCGCCCGAACCCGAACUCGUAAAACACUUAGAUAGUUACAAUAAAGAUUACGAAGAAUCCAGCAAUAAAAAUGAACCUCAAAAGAUUAACUCGAAUAACGGAGGCAAUAAUAAUAAGAAUGAAUCGGAAAGUUCCGGAACGGAAACGAACGAAAAAAAGAAGCAAUUAGAACGGAGGAAAAGUCAAGAUUCGCCGAGGCGCUUAUCGAUCGUUAAAAGCGAUUCGAAUUCGCAUUUAGAUUUUGAGCCGGUCGAAGCGUUGAGGAGGAGUAGUAGUGCUAAAUUGAUUCCGAAAUCGAUCGAGCGGGUUAAAAUUAACGCUUCGGAUAAUAGCAGUUCGACGAGUCAAGAGAAGGAGGUGACGACGACCACCUCGAAGAAAAUCGAGAGGAGGUGCGUUGUUAAUCCGCCUAUUAAGGCGCUAAUUGGGGAGGAGAUGCGAAAAGUGACUUGUUCGCCUGGGAUCGAUUUGAGUAGGAAUCCUCAGGUUACGUUUGUUCAACAUCAUCCAUCAUCGGGUGGUGAUCAAAAAAGAUCCGUCGCAAAUGGUCUUAGUCCGGGUGUUGAAGAACAAUCGGAAUAUUUCGAUGCGACCGAAAAUCCACUUAUUAAAGAUAAAAAACCGGAAGUUGAUGAUGAAGAUAGUGGUGUAGAUAACGCGAGUCAAAUUUUACGAGAAACUUCAGUCUCACCAGGAUUAGAUGGUAAUAGAGGCGUUUCAAGGAUUCCAGUGGCGGUUUCUGGAGGGGGUCAACGACUCGCAAAAUGUUUAAGAAAUGUUCGUGGGGUUCCUACCUGUUUAAUCGGGGCCUCUGAGUCAUCGCCGGACACUUCGGAGGGAGUCCCCGCGCCUCCGGAAGGCGAACCCACACAGGAGAGUAGCGUCAGGUGCCGGAGAUAUCGUCCGGUUACAUAACAAUAGAAAUUCCCCAUCGUUUUAAAUGUUUAAAAGUAGGGUUCCAAGAAGUGAAGAAACAAAAAAGGGAGUGGUUUUAAAAAUUUGGUUCGGAAAAGGAGGUUUACAAGAGAAAGAAUUAGUUUUUAUAGAAAUGAAAAGAAAAGACAUGGUAACAUUUUUUUUUUUUAUUAAUUUAUUGAAGUGGCGUCGUCGAAUCUCGGUUCUAUUUUUGUCCUUUCCUUCUAUUUUUCUUUAUUUAUUUAUUUAU
This is a messenger RNA of Onthophagus taurus, 1549 nucleotides long. The record is from RefSeq and is a predicted model, not a curated record. Lineage: Eukaryota; Metazoa; Arthropoda; Insecta; Coleoptera; Scarabaeidae.